AUGAAUAAUCUUAAAAAAAUCUCCAAUUUUACACUACCAAGACACAGAAAGACUGAACCAACGUUAUUGUGGUGGACUAAACCUUCGAUUCAAUAUUCUACUGUUAAGUUAGACUCACAACCUUUUCCAGUGCUUAAUAUCACUCUGCCAUCACAUGUAACAAUCGAUUGCAAAUUUUAUACAAAAGAUGAUGAUACACUUACUUUCUUAGCUGAUUUUUCUGCCAAUCUUGAAUUGUUCAACGAUGGAAGUUAUAAAUUUACUCCUACUGAAAAUAUGAUUAAUUCUAGUGGUCUGUUGCUCCUUUCUUGGAAUAAUAUUCCUGGAAAUGGCAUAAGUGUUAUUGGAUUUUGUGAAGAAUUAGUUGAUAUCAAAAAUAAUUAUCCGGGUCAAGCUAACCUCCAAAAUUACAUAGAUUAUCUCCAAUAUAACUUUGUAUAUAUUCAAGAAAACAAGAAAAAUUACUUAAUUCGUGAUUGGACAAAUUAUUUAGGUUUUCCUAAUCAUCAUAUUUCACUUCGUAUUCCAGAACCAAUAGCUUCAGCACCUAUAGUAGGAUACAAUCGGACCACAGUAUCCAUUGUACCAUAUGGUUAUACAAAUAGAUAUUUUGAAACUGUUGAAACAGAAAAAAGAUUUGAAACUGUCUUAAGCAAUGUUGGUCCACUUGGAGGUACAAUUAGCAUACUGUUAGGAAUUUAUGCUAUUUAUUUGCUUUUGAAAAAUUUACCAGUGAUUCCUUUGACCGAGAAAACCCAUUUACAUUAUGAAAGGUCUAAAGAUCCAAAUAUCUCGGAAAUUGAAGAUCCAAAUAUUUCAGAAAUUAAAAAAGACCUUGCCUCUCUUACCACAAGAUUUCAUUCUUUGGAAACAAUUCUAAGAGAGUACGUUAUAAAUUCGGAUUUCCUUGAUGAAUUGGAGACUGGAAAAACGAGGUUAGUAUUGAUGAGAAAAAAUUACUUAAUUCGUGAUUGGACAAAUUAUUUAGGUUUUCCUAAUCAUCAUAUUUCACUUCGUAUUCCAGAACCAAUAGCUUCAGCACCUAUAGUAGGAUACAAUCGGACCACAGUAUCCAUUGUACCAUAUGGUUAUACAAAUAGAUAUUUUGAAACUGUUGAAACAGAAAAAAGAUUUGAAACUGUCUUAAGCAAUGUUGGUCCACUUGGAGGUACAAUUAGCAUACUGUUAGGAAUUUAUGCUAUUUAUUUGCUUUUGAAAAAUUUACCAGUGAUUCCUUUGACCGAGAAAACCCAUUUACAUUAUGAAAGGUCUAAAGAUCCAAAUAUCUCGGAAAUUGAAGAUCCAAAUAUUUCAGAAAUUAAAAAAGACCUUGCCUCUCUUACCACAAGAUUUCAUUCUUUGGAAACAAUUCUAAGAGAGUACGUUAUAAAUUCGGAUUUCCUUGAUGAAUUGGAGACUGGAAAAACGAGCAAUCUUGCUCAGUCUCAGCGAUAA
Entrophospora sp. SA101 is the source of this 1455-nucleotide messenger RNA. The record is from the annotation of a GenBank genome assembly. Lineage: Eukaryota; Fungi; Glomeromycota; Glomeromycetes; Entrophosporales; Entrophosporaceae.